AUUGACUCAAGCAAUUUAGGUUUUUGCUCUGUGUGCAGUGCAGGCAACUGGACGUCUGUUGCAGGGUGCUCUGACAAUAACACCUGCUAUAGUUACAACCAAAAGAGAAACAACGGAGAUAUUUGCACCUCAUCUGGAUGGGCACCAACCAAUAACAACCUUCUCAUCAACGGCCUCAGAAGAGCACUCGGGGCCUUCAAUAGAAUGAGAAACCUGCUGCGACAGAGGCAGAUGGGAGCCUCAUUGACAGGACGCAAACGACGCUCAGUGUACACGUUGACGGUGUUGGACAACAAUAACGUCACCCUUAGUAAUUACUGCGGAGUGGGUACCAGCCUCACAGGUACUCCGACGUAUGUUUACGAUUACUUGUUGAACUACACCUUAUCUCUGACUGUCAGCAGCAGUGCGGACGAUGUUGUGUGUAUGGCCGGUUUGAUUGAAGAGUUCGUGAAUCUUUCAGUGAGCGAGGCAAUCAGCAUUGAGGACAGCGAAAUACCUCGACUCAUAAUCGCCACUGACCAAGCCAUAGUGCAUAUAGAAGAACUCAUGUGUAAUUUGACUGGAGAAUAUUGUCCAUCAACAACCACAUCGACCACAGAUGGAACUACAACCACAUCAGACACCACAAGUUCAUCAACCACAGGUGGAACCACAACCACACCAGGAACUACCACCUCAGGCUCCACCACAACCACACCAGGAACUACCACCUCAGGCUCCACCACAACCACACCAGGAACUACCACCUCAGGCUCCACCUCAACCACACCAGGAUCUACCACCUCAGGUUCCACCUCAACCACACCAGGAUCUACCACCUCAGGUUCCACCUCAACCACACCAGGAUCUACCACCUCAGGUUCCACCUCAACCUCACCAGGAUCUACCACCUCAGGUUCCACCUCAACCACACCAGGAUCUACCACUUCAGGUUCCACCUCAACCACACCAGGAUCUACCACCUCAGGUUCCACCACAACCACACCAGGAUCUACCACCUCAGGUUCCACCUCAACCACACCAGGAUCUACCACCUCAGGUUCCACCACAACCACACCAGGAUCUACCACCUCAGGUUCCACCUCAACCACACCAGGAUCUACCACCGGUCAGUUCACCACCUCAACCUCACCAGGAUCUACCACCUCAGGUUCCACCACAACCACACCAGGAU
Molecule: messenger RNA, 1177 nt
Organism: Macrobrachium nipponense
Lineage: Eukaryota; Metazoa; Arthropoda; Malacostraca; Decapoda; Palaemonidae
Exons: 4
Source: RefSeq, a predicted model, not a curated record